Messenger RNA from Anoplopoma fimbria (sablefish), 1386 nucleotides. RefSeq names its product protein FAM200C-like. Bases 1 to 1386 code for a protein of 461 amino acids. The record is from RefSeq and is a predicted model, not a curated record. NCBI's taxonomy places the organism in Eukaryota, Metazoa, Chordata, Actinopteri, Perciformes, Anoplopomatidae. The transcript is spliced from 2 exons.
AUGAUUUGCAAUGCCAAGUUGAGCAAUUCUAGUCUAGCACCGGCAAAACUAAAGGAACACUUCCUAAAGCUGCAUGAUGGGAAAUACAAGAACACAACGCUCGCUGAAUUCAAGGUGAAGAGAGCCAGAUUCGAUGAAAAGGCUACUCUGCCUGUUCUCGGCUUCGUACCCAUCGACAAACCGAUCCUCACAGCAUCGUAUGAAGUUGCGUACCUGAUCGCAAAGCAGGGCAAACCACACACCAUUGGUGAAACACUCGUGAAACCAGCUGCGUUGAAGAUGGCGAAUAUCAUGCUGGGAAAAGCUGCUGAAGAUAAGUUAUCCCAAAUUCCUCUUUCAAAUGACACGAUCAGCAGCAGAAUAGACGACAUGAGCAAUGACAUCUUGGCUCAAGUAGUUGCAGAUCUGAUUUCAAGCCCAGCAAAAUUCAGCCUCCAACUCGAUGAGACCACCGACGUUUCCAAUCUCAGCCAGCUUGUUGUAUUUGUGCGCUAUAUGAAAGACGACGAGAUAAAGGAAGAUUUUUUAUUUUGUAAGCCUCUUACAACAACAACCAAGGCAGUCGAUGUGAAGAAACUCGUGGAUGACUUCUUCAGAGACAACAAUCUUUCGUGGAAUAUGGUUUCUGCAGUUUGUUCGGACGGCUCCAGCCAUGCUGGGACGACACUCUGGUUUUGGAGCGCUGGUGAAAUCCGAUGCACCACACAUCAUUGUUACACACUGUGUUCUGCACAGGCAUGCGUUGGCAACAAAAACCUUGCCUCCAAAACUGGCAGAAGUACUAAAAAUGUAGUUGAAUGUGUGAACUACGUGCAAAAUAGUGCUAUGAAGCACCGCAUCUUCAAAGAGCUCUGUCAGGAAAUGGGCUCUGAAUUCGAGGUACUUCUGUACCAUUCUAACGUUCGGUGGUUAUCCCGGGGAAAGGUGCUGAAUCGGGUUUUUGCCAUGCGUGUGGAAUUAGCCCUGUUUUUGCGAGAGCACCAACAUUGUCACAGAUUGCAAGAUUCUGAGUUCAUUCUCAUCUUGGCGUACAUCGCCGAUAUUUUCGAUGCUCUCAAUCAUCUCAAUCGACAGAUGCAGGGCGGUGGAGUCAACAUCAUCGAAGCGGAAGAAAACCUGAAUGCGUUUAAAAAAAAGCUACCUUUAUGGAAACGACGAACAGAGAAUGACAACUUUGCAAACUUUCCCCUGCUGGACGUGUCUGGAAUUGGAGACAUUUCUGUACCUGGGGAGCUGAAGCAAGCGAUUGCCAUGCACUUAGAUGUGCUCGCAAAGUCCCUCGACGGAUACUUCCCCACCACACAGUCAUAUCCAGCAUGGAUAAAAUUCAAACAUUGUCGAGUUUUCAGGGACAAAUGCAACCGAGUCUUUGCCCUGACAGACUAA